AUGGGUCAGGUCUACUACAACCAAUACACCAGUGGCAGUGCAACCCGUGACAUUAAUAACUACUUCCCCAGAAUAAAUUUCAAUGCCAACUGGGUCUUUGUUGCAACAUGGUAUGAGGUGGCACAUUAUUCGAAUUCAGGAACACGCACAACUGUCCAAGCGGUGUUGAUCUCUGGAGGCCAGUAUUCUUUUAUUCUGAUGAACUAUGGGAUAAUAGCCUCAACAAAUAUUAUAUAUAUCUAUUCAAGCCUUGUAUAG
Messenger RNA from Scomber japonicus (chub mackerel), 258 nucleotides. Its product is annotated as sushi, nidogen and EGF-like domain-containing protein 1. The record is from RefSeq and is a predicted model, not a curated record. Lineage: Eukaryota; Metazoa; Chordata; Actinopteri; Scombriformes; Scombridae. The transcript is spliced from 2 exons. Gene Ontology annotation, biological process: cell-matrix adhesion. The coding region runs from base 1 to 258 and encodes 85 amino acids.